AUGGAAAUUGUUACUGCACCUGUGAGUUCCAUUUCUGAGAUUAUUUUCAACCGUUUGUUUGAUGCAGCAGGCCGUCAGAUUGGUUACCUGCUCAACUACAAUGACAACAUCAAAGCAUUAGAAAAGCAAGCUCAGAAACUCAAGGCUGCUAGAGACAGCAUCCAAGUGAGAAUUGAUGCUGCUGAAAGAAACAGAGAAAUUAUCUUACCUGAUGUCCGAAAUUGGAUAUCAGAUGUUGGUAAAGUCAACGAAGAAGCUGAAAGGUUUUUAGACGAUGAAGGCAAUGCAAACAAGAUGUGCUUCAGAGGGUGGUGCAUCAACCUCAGAUUGCGUUACCGGUUCAGCAAGGUGGCAAAACAGAAGAUAGCAGAGAUCACUCAGCUCCAAGAACAUGGAAAAUUCCAAACUCUAUCUCAGCCUGCUCCUCGUCCUUCAGGCAUUAUCUCUCCAACUGUGGGAUUUUCUGGAAUUUUCAAAUCCAGAGAAUCAAUCAAGAAUGAAAUUAUGGAGGCCUUCAAAGAUGACAAGGUCAGCAUAAUUGGAAUAUGUGGGAUGGGGGGUGUGGGUAAGACCACACUAGUGAAACAAGUCGGCAUACUAGCCAAAGAGCAAAAGUUGUUUGAUUCAAUAGUUAUGGUCGUUGUGUCCCAAACCCCAAAUAUCAUGAAUAUUCAAAGAGAAAUUGCUCACACGCUGGAUCUGAAAUCAUUAUCUGAUUGUCCUGAAUCAACAAGAGCAAGUUCUCUAUGGGAGAGAAUUAAGAAGGAGAAACGAAUACUCAUAAUAUUGGAUGAUAUUUGGAGAAGAAUUCAAUUGGAGGAGAUUGGCAUUCCUUUUGGGAAGGACCAUGGAGGUUGUAAGAUCAUGCUUACCUCUCGAAGGAAAAAUGUAUGCGAUCAAAUGGAUUGUGACAAGACAUUUAUUGUUGGAACUUUGACAAAACAGGAGUCAUGGGCGCUAUUCAAGGAGCUUGUUGGCAUGGAUGUUGAAAAUUCUAAUCUGAGCUCAAUCGCAAGAGAAGUAACCGCUGAAUGUGAUGGUCUACCAAUUGCAAUUGUGACUUUAGCCAGGGCACUGAAGAACAGGGCCAUGUAUGUGUGGCGUGAUGCUUUACAACAACUUAAAAGGUCAACAUCAACAAAUGUUGAAGGAAUGCAUAAAAAUGUAAUUUCAUCAUUGAAGUGGAGUUACAAUUUUCUGGAAAGUGAGGAAAAAUCUGUCUUCUUAUUUUGCUCUGUAUUUCCUGAAGAUUUCGUAAUUCCUGUUGAAGUCUUAGUGAGAUACGGAACAGGAUUGAGAUGGUUCAAAGACUUGGGGACAAUUGAUGAUAUUAGAGUCAGAACACAUGCUAUUGUAAGUAACCUUAUCUCUUCUUUUUUAUUGAUUGGGGAAGAAUUUGGGGAAGAAUAUGGUGAGAAAUCUGUCAAAAUGCAUGAUGUAGUUCGUGAUGUUGCACAUAUCAUAGCACCCGAACACAACCAUACAUUCUUAGUAAAAGCUGGUAUUAGUUUGAAAGAGUGGCCAGAAAGAGAUACAUUUGAAGACCUCAUGUGUAUCUCAUUGAUGUUAAAUGAUAUUAAAGAAGUACCAAAUGCGAUAGAAUGCCCAAAGUUGCAGUCGUUACUACUGCAACGAAAUUCCAAAUUAGUUGUCCCUAACAAUUUCUUUCAAGGCAUGAAAAAUCUUGGAGUUCUAGAUUUAAGUGAAACUCAAUUAUCGCCAUUGCCUGAGUCACUUUCCUCUCUUGUAAACCUUAGAACUUUGUAUUUUAAUGGUUGCAAAUUGGGUGACUUAUCUAUAAUUGGAGAUCUAAGCAAACUAGAAAUUCUUAGCCUUUAUGGUUCUAAUGUUAGGGAGAUCCCUAUAUCGUUUAACCGAUUAACUCAUUUGAGACUAUUAGAUUUGAACUAUUGUAAUAAGUUGACACGAAUACCACCUAGUGUCAUAUCCUCUCUUUGUAAAUUAGAGGAGUUGUACGUUUUGGAAAGUUUUAGGCUUUGGGAUUUAGAAGGAGAUGGGGGAGAUUCGAGAAGCAAUGCGAAGCUUGCUGAGUUACAAUUCUUGUAUAGAAUAACUAGUUUGGAAAUUAUUAUCCCAAACCUGAAUUUCUUAAUUGAUAAUGAUGUGCCAUUCAAAAAUCUAUCAAGCUUUACAAUAAUAAUAGGUGCUCUAGAAAAUACUGAAAAAUGGAAUUUUAUGAGAUUUCCUGGCAAGUAUUCACGAAAAUUGAUGAUCUCAUAUAAUAAUGAGGUUUUGAUUUUAAGAUUACUUGAUUGUUUGAAGAAUUUGGUAAUUGAAAGAACAGAGUGUCUACAUAUUAUAGGUUUGGACAACAUCUUUCAUGACCUGGUAAAUAGAGGACUGAAUGAACUGAAGGGUUUAGCAGUGCUUAAUCAGAAGGUAAUAUUUCUUGUAAAUAUUUUGGAAUGUUCAUCAAAUUUAAGUUUCCACAACUUAGAGUUUCUACAAAUUAUUGGCAAUCCCAACUUGGUUGAAAUAUGCCAUGGUGAACCCUCAAUCCAGUCCUUCAAUAAGCUCAAAAAUUUGACUGUUGAUGGGUGCGACGGGUUGUUGAAUAUUGUUCCAAGUAAUUUGUUAUGGAACUUUCAAAGUCUUGAAUAUUUGAGAGUAACUCAUUGUAAUUCAAUGGCAUAUAUAUUUGAUUGUAAAGAGGCUAAGGUGGUAGAUGGAGAAACAAAGAUGCUCUCGUCAUUAAAGAUUCUAGAUUUGGAUGAUCUAGCAAAUAUGACACAUAUAUGGAUGGGUGACACUCAAUUCAUAAACCUAUGCAACUUGAAGAGAUUGGAUUUGUAUAAAUGCCCGAAGUUAAUUAAGUUGUUUUCACGAGCUUUAUUGCAAAGUCUUGUUUGUUUGGAAAUUAUGAGCAUACACUAUUGUGACAAUUUAGAGGAGAUUUUCAUAAUGAAAGAAGAAGAGGAUUUAAUACCACCAAAGAAAGAUCUCACCACAACCUUAUCAAGUUUGGGAAACUUAAGUUCAAUACAUAUAUCUUAUUGCUCCAAAUUGAAAAAACUAUUCACCCCUUCUAUAGUCAAAAGCCUAGUAAAGCUUAGAGGCCUUACAAUAGUUGAAUGCUCAACACUGGAAGAAAUAAUCACAAAUGAGGAAGCAUCAUCAUCAUCAAUAGAAAGGAUUGUGUUUCCUAGUUUGUUCCGUUUGGGCCUUAGAUGGCUAAACAACCUUGGUUGUUUUAGCUCAGGUUCAUAUUCAAUUGAAUUUCCAAUUUUGGAGACACUUGAUAUCAAUAAAUGUCUCAGUAUGAAGAUCUUUGGUUAUGGAGAACAACUAACACCAAAGCUCAAAAAAGUUAAGCUUAACUCCACAUAUAAAGAACUAUGGAUGGAUAACCUUAACUCUACAAUCCAACAAUUGUUCAAAGAACAACAGGUGGGCAAAUUCAGUGUGGCAAGGUGGCAUGCCGAUGUAUACUUACCAGAGGAGGCACAUUUCAUACGCUCGUUUAUUCUGGAAGAAAUAAACAUGAAUGAGAAAGGAGAAAAGGCUGCUGCUUGCAUCAGCAGAGAAGAUGGUGUUCCUAGCUUAACUGAGCUGAAACAUGCUUUGUUUGAGCCGGGGGCAGAUGCAAUAUUAGCAGCCUUACCUUCAGCAACCGUUAUGUCUUCCUCAAGGGACAUCUCCGAUGACGAUGACAAUAAAUUUGUCAGAUCUCGUUUGAGAAUUCAUGAUGGUGCUACUGUCUUCGGACGGUGUGAUAAUUUUCCUUUCUAUGGCAUUAGUUUGGCUUUAUUCAAAAGUAGUAUAUUGAGCAGGGGAUGA
Molecule: messenger RNA, 3798 nt
Organism: Mangifera indica (mango)
Lineage: Eukaryota; Viridiplantae; Streptophyta; Magnoliopsida; Sapindales; Anacardiaceae
Product: disease resistance protein SUMM2-like
Exons: 3
Coding region: 1-3798 (1265 amino acids)
Molecular function (GO): protein binding; ADP binding
Source: RefSeq, a predicted model, not a curated record